UGUAAACACUAAACACUACUGCCUAACUAGACAGCUUUCUUGGUUUUUCUCCUCCUAUAUAUACGCAUAUUAGUGCUCAUCCUUUCAAACAGUUCACAAACAACUUUUGUACUGAAGCCUGGAUUUCUCAGCUUAAGUUUCAACUCCACAACUUCAUCUCUCUCUCUCUCUCUCUCUCUCUCUCUCUCUCUCUCUCUCUCUCUCUCUCUCUCUCUCUCUCUCUCUUUCUCUUCAUAUAAUUAGAUAUGGGAUUAAGAGAGGUAGAGUCUACUCUCCCUCCAGGUUUCAGGUUCUAUCCCAGCGAUGAAGAGUUGAUCUGCCAUUAUCUUCAAAAGAAGGUGGCAAAUGAAAGCGCUUCUCAGGGAACGUUGGUGGAAGUUGAUUUGCACAGACUUGAGCCAUGGGAGCUACCUGAGGUGGCGAAGAUGAGUUUAAAUGAGUGGUAUUUCUUCAGCUUUCGUGAUCGCAAGUAUGCUACAGGAUUAAGAACAAAUAGAGCAACAAGAUCAGGAUACUGGAAGGCCACAGGAAAGGACCGAAUGGUCUACAAUCCAAGGACACUUUCCAUGGUUGGGAUGAGAAAGACCUUAGUGUUCUACCAUGGUAGAGCACCAAGUGGCUUAAAGACUAAUUGGGUCAUGCAUGAAUUUCGCCUUGAGACACCCCAUUCUCCACCUAAGGAAGAUUGGGUCCUUUGCAGAGUAUUCCACAAAAGAAAAGGGGAAGGAGAAAAGGAAACUAUGAGCAAUGGCUAUAAUACUAACUCACCAACCUUUCAGUACUCAAGCUCGCUUAUUGCUACUGAGCAACAACCACUAGGCUCUGAGGAACUGAAUUGGUGCUCGUUAUCCACUUCUAAAUACACAGAAAAUGAUCAUAACUCAAGCUUCAUCCAAAAUUUAAUGGAAUGCAAUACGGGUAAUAUUGAUGAACAAUGUGGGCCUUUGUGGGAUGUGGGGCUUGAUGGUAGCCAUGGUAUUGUAAGCUUUGAAGAACUAGGUUUCUCUAUAGAGAGAAAGGAUAAUAAUAUUUACUUCUAAUGAUCAUGUCAUGUAUCUACAUAAUGAUAUUUUUAUAUAGUAAAUUAAGGAUAAUAUAUAUAUAUAU
Messenger RNA from Dendrobium catenatum, 1107 nucleotides. RefSeq names its product NAC domain-containing protein 100. Bases 246 to 1040 code for a protein of 264 amino acids. The record is from RefSeq and is a predicted model, not a curated record. Gene Ontology annotation, biological process: regulation of DNA-templated transcription. Gene Ontology annotation, molecular function: DNA binding. NCBI's taxonomy places the organism in Eukaryota, Viridiplantae, Streptophyta, Magnoliopsida, Asparagales, Orchidaceae. The transcript has 3 exons.